Messenger RNA from Didymosphaeria variabile, 1260 nucleotides. RefSeq lists its product as uncharacterized. Lineage: Eukaryota; Fungi; Ascomycota; Dothideomycetes; Pleosporales; Didymosphaeriaceae. The transcript has a single exon. The coding region runs from base 1 to 1260 and encodes 419 amino acids. The record is from RefSeq and is a predicted model, not a curated record.
AUGGUUCAUGUUGUUCUUCUAGGAACCUGCGAUACAAAGCUGGAUGAGCUCUUAUUCCUCCGCAAAGCCAUCCAAGGAGAGGACCCGAAUGUAGGCGUUAGCCUGGUUGAUGUGGGACGGGCCGAAACCAAGCAUGAGGCCAUCACAUAUAAGCACAGCGAUCUGAUUGAAAAUUAUGGCAAAGGUCAAAAGGUCGACGGAUUGCCACGCGGAGAGCUUAUCAAGAGUAUGGCAGACUACGCCACGGCCUUGGUGAAGGAAUUGUAUAACAAGACUGAUGGCACCUACAUCGACGGUAUAGUAUCCGCUGGAGGGUCAGGGGGGACCUCGCUCGCUGCAGCAGUGAUGAGGGAUGCGCUUCCAAUUGGGUUUCCGAAACUGAUUGUCUCGACGGUUGCAAGCGGCGACACUGGACCGAUUGUUGAAGAGACGGAUAUCACACUGAUGUACUCGGUAGUGGAUGUUGCUGGAUUGAACCAGGUCUUGCGGAAUGUUCUCAGCAAUGCGGGCGCAGCUAUCGCUGGUAUGGCAAAGUCCUACGCAUCCCGGCGUACACUAAGCCCGCCGGUUGUAAAGACUAGGGUGGGCAUCACCAUGUUUGGUGUCACCACCCCGGCAGUGGACGCGAUUCGCAAACAUCUUGAGUCGAAACACAGUGUUGAAACCUACGUUUUCCACGCGACGGGCCAUGGAGGCAAAGCUAUGGAGCGGUUGGUCCGCGAAGGCGGACUUGAUGCUGUGCUUGAUCUCACCACAACAGAGGUGUGCGACCUGCUCACAGGCGGUGUGAUGAGCGCCGCUGAUGAUCGCCUUGAAGCAGCUGCGAAGGCCGGCAUACCGAACCUCGUGUCUGUAGGCGCGACCGACAUGUCGAACUUCGGACCCAAGAGCACAGUGCCCGAGCGCUACAAGAGCCGGAAGCUGUACGAGCAUAAUCCAGUGGUGACAUUGAUGAGAACUUCACAAGAGGAGGCAAAAGAAGUUGGAAGCUUCAUUGCUGCUCAGCUUAGGCAACACGCCCGAGAUCAAGCAAUGAUUGAAGUGUGGUUGCCCAAAGGGGGUGUCAGCAUGAUCGCAACGCCUGACGGACCGUUUGCGGAUGCUUCUGCAGAUGAGGCUAUGUUCAAGGCAAUCAACGACGGUCUUGAUGGUAGCGACAUUCAAGUAAAAGAAGACGCCCGAGAGAUCAACGACUCAAGCUUCGCCCGCGACAUAGCAGAAUCAUUGAUGGAAAAGAUUCGGGUGUACAGAACGCCCUAA